CUUGUGCCCCCUCCCUCCCAGAGAGUGAGACACUGAGUCAGACGCCUUUACCAGCGGCUGCCGAGCUAACUGAGGCUGAGGCGGCAGGGGGCCAGGUCCAUGGACUCCCACCAAGUGCUACUGGCUACUGCGUACCUGCUGGGAACACUGGGUGAGUCCCUACCAGUUGCUUUCUGCCAUGGACAGUCCCGAUGGGAUGACUCAGGUCCCCAGGUGUCACUAAGUGGUACCAACUCCAAGUGCCAGGGUAAACUGGAGGUCCAGAUGGGAAGCCAGAGGAGCACUGUGUGCAGUUCCAGUUGGAGCCGGAGCCAGGACCACUGGAGAAACCCCCAUGAGGCCGAUAGAGUGUGCCAGAAGCUGGGAUGUGGUUAUCUCUUGACCCACGGCCACUUCCCUCGACUGGACAGAUCCCAGAACCAGAUCCUCUGUCACGGACCCCUGUUGUCUUUCUCCAACUGCAGCACAAAUUCACCAGUCGGGUGCCCUCCACUAAGCCUGAUCUGCCAAGAGCCCCAUAUGACAACACCUCCACCCACAACCACCCCGCCCACCACCAUGCCAGAGCCCACAGCUCCUCCCAGAUUGCGGCUGGUGCCAGGACCCAAGGGCCUGACGUGCUCAGGUGUGGUGGAAUUCUACAAUGGCAGCAGAGGUGGCACUGUCCUCUACGAGGCCAAGGAUAGGCCCCUGGGCCUGGGAAGCCUCAUCUGUAACACUCUGCAGUGCGGAUCUUUCUUGACAUAUCUGCCGGGGCCUGAGGCAGCAGAGACACCAGCUCCUGAAGAGCUGAAGAACCCCAAGCCCUUGCCAAUUCGAUGGGAGGUACAGAACGGGAGCUGUGACUCCAUGCAGCGAUGCUUCCAGAAAACGAGGCCCCAGGAGGGCGCCCAGGCGCUAUCAGUCAUCUGCUCCGAUUUCCAGCCCAAGGUUCAGAGCCGCCUGGUAGGGGGCAGCAGCUUGUGUGAGGGCAUCGCCGAAGUGCGCCAGGGAUCACAAUGGGCCACCCUGUGUGACAGUACUGUGGCCAGGGGUCGGGCACGGUGGGACCAGCUGUGUCAGGAGCAGCACUGUGGCGACCUCAUCUCCUUCCAUGCGCUGGAUGCUGACAGGACCUCCACCGGGCUCAUCUGUACCCAGGAGAAACUGUCUCUGUGUUACCAGCUUCAGAAAAAAACCAACUGCAAGAGGGUGUUCGUCACAUGCCAAAACCCAAACCCAGCAGGCCUGGCCCCCGGCACUGUGGCAAGCAUCAUCCUGACCCUUGUACUCCUGGUGGUGCUGUUGGUAAUGUGCGGGCCUCUGAUCUACAAGAAGCUGGUGAAGAAAUUCCGUCAGAAGAAGCAGCGUCAGUGGAUUGGUCCCACCGGAGUGAACCAGAGCAUGUCUUUCCAUCGCAGCCACACAGCAACUGUAAGGUCCCAGGUUGAGAACCCAGUGGCCUCUCAUGUGGACAACGAAUACAGCCAGCCUCCCAGGAACUCCCACCUGUCCGCUUAUCCAGCUCUGGAAAGGGCCCUACACCGUUCUUCCACCCAGCCUGACAACUCCUCUGACAGUGACUAUGACCUGCAAGUGGCUCAGAGACUGUAAAAGAACUUGGAACCAGCAACAAAAGGCCAAGGAGUUCCCUCUGUCCUGAGGAAGUGUUUACCACUUGGAGUGCCACCCGUAUUUCCUCCUCAGCCUCCUCAGAACUCAGGGGCCAAGGUCCUUCGGAAAAGAUCCUGGGCCCUGCAGUGGCAGGCCAGCACCUAUAUUCCCUAGGGCCAUGACAGCUUGGCUGCCUCCUCCAAGAGCCAACACUCAACAGCCCCUAGACCCACCCACCCUUCCAAGCAGAGACUGCAGUAUCCAGAGGGGUUCCCACCCUUUGUGGACCAGUGAUCGGCGGGGUCAGCUUUCUCCUUGGACUCUGAUGCCACAAAAGAAUGAUGAGGCAGUGAACAGCCGCAUGGGAGUUUAUUUCUCAAGUGUAUUUUUAAUAUAUUCUUUGUAAAUAGUAUUUUCUCCUACUUCCCAA
Molecule: messenger RNA, 2023 nt
Organism: Mesocricetus auratus (golden hamster)
Lineage: Eukaryota; Metazoa; Chordata; Mammalia; Rodentia; Cricetidae
Gene: Cd5
Product: CD5 molecule
Exons: 11
Coding region: 100-1593 (497 amino acids)
Biological process (GO): T cell costimulation
Cellular component (GO): plasma membrane
Source: RefSeq, a predicted model, not a curated record